AUGGCACCCCGCGGUCGUGGUGGAAAAUUCUCAAAACCUACCAGAGGAGGUGGUAAACACUUCAGUCGCGAUAUACAACCACUCGACAAAGAUGGCAAUGCAUUAGGAAUGUGGAGGGAUCCCGAGGACGAAACCUCCUCAGAAGAGGAAGACGACUCCUCAGAAGAAGAAGAAUCCUCCGACGAUGGUGCCCCCGGUACCUCCAAAGUCGCACCCGAAGAAAUGACCCGUGAACAACGCAAAGCAGCCGCAAAAGCGAAAAAGGAAGCAGCAAUCAGAAAGCGAAAUCAAGUCGUCGCUCAACCCGGUGACUUGCCGCCUACAGAUUCGGAAGAUGAAGAUGAGGAUGACGAUGAUGAAGCCUUACCCGCAAACCCCAAUCAUUCUGCGAAAUCUCGCUCGCAGGCCAUGGCUCCCCCCCCUGUAGUGGAUGCGCCACCGAAGAAACCGAAAAACACAGAGCAAUUGUCCCGACGUGAGCGAGAGGCGCUGGAAGCUCAACAGGCGCGCGAACGAUACAUGAAAUUACACAUGGAGGGAAAGACGGACGAGGCACGCGCUGAUAUGGAGCGAUUGAAACUCGUGCGCGAGCGCCGAGAGGCGGAGAAAGCGCGCCGGGAAGCUGAGAAGGAAGAGCGGGACGCACAGCAGCAGGCGCGUCAGGAUGAAAUUUCCGAGCGCGAGAAGAAGCUUCGUGAAGCAGCCCUUGGAAAGCCUGCACGGGGCGGGAAGAAGGUUUCUAAGAAAUGA
Talaromyces marneffei is the source of this 750-nucleotide messenger RNA. RefSeq lists its product as uncharacterized. Gene Ontology annotation, molecular function: RNA binding. Gene Ontology annotation, cellular component: cytosol. The transcript is spliced from 2 exons. Bases 1 to 750 code for a protein of 249 amino acids. NCBI's taxonomy places the organism in Eukaryota, Fungi, Ascomycota, Eurotiomycetes, Eurotiales, Trichocomaceae. The record is from RefSeq and is a predicted model, not a curated record.